AUGUCCCGUUCCAAAGUAUUUUUCGACAUUUCCUCUGCCGGAGUACCCCAGGGUAGAGUCGUAUUUGAGCUCUACGAUGACGUUGUUCCCAAAACUGCCGAAAACUUCAGAGCUCUUUGUACUGGAGAGAAGGGCAAAACUGAGUCUGGUAUUCCUCUUCACUACAAAGGAUCCACUUUCCACCGUGUGAUCAAAGACUUCAUGUGCCAGGGUGGUGACUUUACCCACGGCUCUGGAAUCGGUGGUGAAAGCAUUUACGGAGCCAAGUUUGAAGAUGAAAACUUCAAAUUGGUCCACAACAAGCCAUUUUUAUUGUCAAUGGCCAACGCUGGUCCCAACACGAACGGGUCCCAAUUCUUCAUCACCACUGUGGCAACACCCCAUUUAGACGGCAAGCAUGUGGUAUUUGGUGAAGUUAUUGAAGGCAAAUCCGUGGUGAGAAAGCUUGAAAAGUGUGAAAAGGGCCAGAAUGAUAAGCCCGUGGACGACUGGAUCAUCGCUGACAGUGGAGAAUUACCCGCUGACUAUGAACCAACUCCUGUCGACGAUGGAACUGGAGAUAUAUACGAAGAAGCCUUGCAGGACAACCGUAGCAUCGAUGUUACAAAGCCUGAAACCGUCUUCAAGGCCGUUCAGGCCAUAAAAGAUAUUGGAACCACCCAAUUAAAGGCAGGAAACUUGGACGUUUCUUUUGCCAAGUACACCAAGGCCGCCGGGCUUCUUGAAGAAUACUUCCCUGAAGAUCUUUCUGAACAGGAGUUGGAGACUGUUCACGAACUCAAGCAAUCGUUAUACUUGAAUGCGGCUUUGGUAGCGUUGAAGUUGAAAUCAGGUAGAAAGACCGUAGAUUAUGCCACCAGAGCUAUUGACGAAAUUACCGAAGAAAAGAAGGAAGUGGAUAAGAAAAAGUCUUUGGCUAAAGCUCUUUAUAGAAAAGGUAUGGGGGAAUUAUUGUUGAAGGACGAAGAAGCUGCUAAAAUCAGUUUGGAACAAGCUCUUAAAUAUGCACCUGAAGAUGGGGCCAUUAUUAAGGGGUUGAGUGACGUUCGGGCCACCACCAAGGCCCGUCGUGAUAAAGAAAAGAAGGCCAUGUCGAAGUUCUUCUCGUAA
Yamadazyma tenuis ATCC 10573 is the source of this 1110-nucleotide messenger RNA. RefSeq names its product peptidylprolyl isomerase (gene CPR6). Gene Ontology annotation, molecular function: peptidyl-prolyl cis-trans isomerase activity; protein binding. Lineage: Eukaryota; Fungi; Ascomycota; Pichiomycetes; Serinales; Debaryomycetaceae. The record is from RefSeq and is a predicted model, not a curated record. Gene Ontology annotation, biological process: protein folding; protein peptidyl-prolyl isomerization.